CCUUCCUCCCCUCUAGUAAUCCCAGACCUCAUCUCUCCUCCCCUCGUUUCUCAGCUUCUCCUGAUCUUCCCACUUUCGCUCUUCAACUUCUUCUCCUCCCAUCGCCUUCAUCUUCCAAACUCUGCACAUCAGCACACUUUCAGAUGGGGCUCCUCUCAGCAGCGCUCACUCUGGUUUGCAUCUUCGCUCCAGUGUGUGGAGCCGAGCGAUGCGGUGGGUUUAGACGCCUGGAAAAUGGGCAGACGUUCUUCCGUUACGGUGGACUGCUGGUGAUCUUCCGCUGUCAUCCUGGUUUCAAGCUGCACGGAUACAAAACCAACAGCUGUGUGUCUGGACACUGGAGCCGGGAACCUGCAGUGUGUGUCGGUUCUGGCUGCUCCAACCCGGGGCCUCUAAGUCACGGGACCAGCAGCAUGAAUGAAGACGGCUCCUGGGCUGUGUUCAGUUGUAAUAAUGGCUUCAGGUUGCAUGGGCCCUCCAUGUUGUACUGUAAGGGCCACACCUGGAACAGCACAAAGCCUGUUUGCAAAGAAUUUGACAUGAUGAGCUCGAUUUCAGGCGUCGCUGUGCAGAAAUCACACCACAACCUGCAGGUUUCUGCAGCUCUGAAGAGCCAACAGCAUUCCCACUACCUCACUAACACUCCUUCCAAAGAAGCAGAUCUCAAAUUUGGCCUGUCGUCUCGAACGCCAUCCCAGAUUAACAUGACUAAUCCAAAAGCACACCUGCAGAAACACAUCCAGCUUCCCAAUUUGAAAGCCAAAAAUGGUGGCCAGACAGCUCAUUGUAAGACUCAAGCAGCAAAUGAAGCUCAAGAAGCAGAAGGAGGAACAGUGAGGGCUGGCUCAGAAGCAGGAAAGGUGGAGGAAGUUACACAAAUGUUUGCUUCUGAAUCAGGUUUGUUUACUACAGUCUCAUCUGCCAUAUCAUCAGUGUCAGGAACAGAGAAAUCAACAUCUUCACCGUCAUUUUCAACAGCUGCCACUGCUUUUGCAGAUACUACUGUUGAUGAAACCACUCUGCCUCUGUCAGGAUUUAGAAUUUCAUCACAGGACGAAGUGACUCCAUCUGAAGGAACAACUACAGAUAAAUACCAGCAGGUUGAAUCUGGAUCCCAGCAUCAUUUUUUGUCUCAUUCUUGGCCUGUAGAUAAAGAGGAACCCGCAGAGACAUCAAACACUUCAUUUACUUCUGUUUAUUCCACUUCUGCCAGUUUUUCCUCUCCUCCAUCACCUGCUACCUCCACUUCUUCAGUCCCUUCCUCCACCUGGUCCCACAUGAAAACACAUCCACCUAACGUCACCUCUCCUCUAAACAUCUCCGCCACUGAUUCGAGCUCUUACUGGACUGAAUACUACAACCUCAGGAUGAACACAACCUCCAGACCUCUUCUGAUCCUCAGUAGACGACCUGUGUGUCCGUACCCACCAGUACCAGCCCACGGGACCUUCUACUUCCGUAGCGUUGAAAAUCCAGGUCCCAGAGAGUACAGACAUUACAUCCAGUACGCCUGCUAUCCCGGUUACACUCUGGCUUACGGAGACGUUCACAGCUACUGCCAGCAGGGAGGCCGGUGGAGCGGAGUCACGCCUGUUUGUCUGGAGUCGACACCAUGCUCAGUGAACAACGGAGGCUGUUCCCAGCUCUGCUCUCACUCCCAGCACCACAACCAGAGCUCCAACCAGAACCAGAACAGAACUCAGUGUCUCUGCAGACAGGGAUUCACUCUGCUGGAUGACGGGCGAACGUGUCGAGAUGUAGAUGAGUGUGUGGAGGAGCAGCAUCAGUGUCAGCAGGGAUGCAUCAACACGUUUGGCUCCUUUAAAUGCAGCUGUGAUGACGGAUAUCAUCCAGCUCACGAUCAAACCUCCUGCACAGAUGUGGAUGAGUGCUUGCUGCCUGCAGCUGUCACAGGCUGUGUGUUCGGCUGUGUGAACACUCCUGGGAGCUUCCACUGCCAGUGUCCUGCUGGCUACAGCCUCCGGACUGCAGACGGACGCUGCCAAGAUGUAGAUGAGUGUGCUGUUAAUCAGGGAUUGGGGCCUUGUAUGGAGCGGUGCCACAACUCACCAGGAUCCUACCGAUGCUCCUGCACCUACGGACACAUCUUAGCCGGAGACGGACGGAGCUGCGUUUCCGAGUGUCCACCUGGAUACAGGACACAACCAACCACACCUGAGAAUUCAGCUACACAAACCGUGAAGCAGGAGUGUGUAGAUAUAAAUGAGUGCCAGGAGGAAAUAUGUGAGGGUCAGUGCAUCAACCUGCCUGGAUCCCAUCGCUGUAUCUGCCCCAAAGGAUUCGCACUGCAGAGAGAUGGGAGACGAUGCAGAGACAUUAAUGAGUGCAAUCGCAAGAAUGGAGGCUGUUCCCAUGUGUGUGUGAACCAGCGAGGUGGAUAUAAAUGUGCCUGCCCGGCCUCCCAUCGCCUGUCGCCCUACAGCUGGAAGAAAUGUGUGCCGAGGACAACAGCGACCACUGCUGGCUGAGCUGGAGAACAGCAGCAGAUGUCUGACUGGAUUCCAUUGUUUCUAUAUUCUUUAUAAAUUAUAAUCUGUUCUUAGUCAUUGAUGUAAUUAAUCCAAAGCUUCAUCAUGUAUAAAAAGGAAUAAUUUAAUAAUUUGUGUAUUUAUGCUCUCUCUUUUCCAAAUAAAUAUGAAACACUUCGAGAAGGUGUAA
This is a messenger RNA of Acanthochromis polyacanthus (spiny chromis), 2679 nucleotides long. RefSeq lists its product as uncharacterized. Lineage: Eukaryota; Metazoa; Chordata; Actinopteri; Pomacentridae. The record is from RefSeq and is a predicted model, not a curated record. Gene Ontology annotation, molecular function: calcium ion binding. The transcript has 10 exons. Bases 144 to 2489 code for a protein of 781 amino acids.